AUGCCUUCAGCAGUAUCGCCGAACCCUCGAGCAGGCCCUGCGCAGUCUGAUGACCGUGAUAGAUUACUGGAAUACGAUGCAGCAGUAGAAGACUUCCUCAACGACAUUCCGAUACGAGGCAAUGAGCAGAACCCGAAUGCUACAGAGGAACGGCCCAGGGACGAAGAUCAAGAAGUGCAGGUCAAGAAAAAACGGCAACCGAUCCCAAAGCUCGACGAAAACAGAUUACUUUCCGAAGCAGGCAUUCCAAAGCUGCGCAAGAUCACCAAGUCUCGCGUGAAGUUCCGUGGCAAAGGGCAUGAAUUUUCAGAUAUUUCGCGUCUGCUCAACACAUACCAGCUAUGGCUAGACGACUUGUAUCCCCGAGCAAAGUUUCGAGAUGCGCUCACUAUGUUGGAGAAAGUGGGCCAUAGCAAGCGAAUGCAAGUCAUGAGGAGAGCCUGGCUAGAUGCAACGAAGCCAGACAGACGACUAUCACCACAACCGGAGCCAGAGUUGGAUCCCGACUUUGACCUUAUGAUGUCUGGCGCGAAUGGUGAUGCCAAUGAUACAGAACGGCAGAACUCGACAUCUGGUGAAGGUGCCACAGAUCUGAAUACUACGCAGCAAGCUUCGUCAGGAAAGGAUGGAGGCGAUGCUCCAGAUGAUGACGAAUUAGAUGCAUUGCUCGCCGAAUCAGGACCAACAACCGCACCUGUUCUCAAGCAAAGAAAGGCUGGCCCCUUCGAGGAUGAUGGGUCUGACGACGAUGAGCUGGAUGCACUUCUCUCCGAAAAUCAUCCUGCUCAGCCUGGCGCCGAAGCCGCAAAAACGGCGAAGACAUCUGAAGCGAGUGCUUUCGCCGAAGGUCCCGACGAAGACGAGCUUGAUGCACUGAUGAAUGAGCAAGGCCCAACUCAUGCACCAGAUGCUGCCGCCAGCACUGCGGGUUCCACUCGCCCCCAACCCCUAGACGACUUUGCAGAUGAUGAGGAAGCCAUGGCAAGCAUGGGUUGGUAA
Pseudocercospora fijiensis CIRAD86 is the source of this 999-nucleotide messenger RNA. RefSeq lists its product as uncharacterized. Gene Ontology annotation, cellular component: replication fork protection complex; nucleus. Gene Ontology annotation, biological process: DNA replication checkpoint signaling; DNA damage response; replication fork arrest. Bases 1 to 999 code for a protein of 332 amino acids. Gene Ontology annotation, molecular function: DNA binding. The transcript is spliced from 2 exons. The record is from RefSeq and is a predicted model, not a curated record. NCBI's taxonomy places the organism in Eukaryota, Fungi, Ascomycota, Dothideomycetes, Mycosphaerellales, Mycosphaerellaceae.